AUGGAGGAAUUACGGAAUCAGCGUGUCUUGGAAAAUCUUGAUUUACUAAAAAGUCUUGCAAAUGUAUGUGACGAUGACAUGGAGAAGAUCAAAAGAAUGUAUGGGAUCAAAAUGUCAAAAUCCAAUGUUCCGAGAUGUCAGAGAAUCCGCGCCAAAUCAUCAAAAUGUAUCCAGACUAAGCAUGUGCCUAAAACGUUACCAUGCCGUCAUUCGAAAAGAAGGAAGAAAGAAAAAGUCUCAUUAUCUUCAAACAGCGACAGUGAUUGGAUGAGCAGUGGGGAUGAGUGGAUUCCGGAUUUGCCCAAACAUUUUGUUACAAGCACGCCAACUCAUAAAUCAUCUCAUGAAAAAAUGACGAAAAAAGCAUCAGAAUGUUGUAGCGAAAUUGCCGCACUGAUGGAACUUUCGAAUUCCAAAGAAGGGAGGCGAUAUCCAAAACGGGAGAAAGAAAGGCGAAACUACACAUUUGAUGUGGUGAUUCCUGAAGAUGACAGGUACCUGUACUGUUAUACUUGUAAACGUUCUGUUCUUGAUGGAUGUUUUGAUCAUCCUAUUAUUUGGAUCGACAAUACACCAUCAGAUGUUUGCGAAGAAGUCAAAGACAAGUACAUUUACUGCCAAACAUCCAAAUGCGUUUGUGGAGAGCCCUUUUAUAAACAUGCAGCUAAAACCGCCCCAAAAGGACUGAUCACAAUUAGCAAGUCUAGAAUUCACGGAGCAGGAUUGGGUGCGUAUGCAAAUGCUAACAUACAGUGCGGAACUAUUUUUGGACAUUACGAAGGACAGAUAGUGUAUUUACAUGAAAUGGAUAAUGAGGAACGGGUCAGAAGGUCGCGUGGUGGAUAUGCAUGGCUCGUAAGAGCUAAUAAUAAUGGCGUCAGUGCUCAUCUGGUGGACGCUCGAAAUCCUCUGAAUUCAAAUUGGUUAAGAUUUGUUAAUUGUGCCCGAUUCGAAGAAGAGCAAAAUCUUGUUACAGUGCAGUACAGAGGAAAAAUUUACUAUAGAGCAUGCAAAGACAUUUCAAGAUUCGAAGAACUUCUUACGUAUUAUGGAGAGGAGUUUGCAUCUGAACUUGAAAAAGAUAUUAAAUUCACACAAAUGACGAAUGUUAAAUCCAAAGAUGAACGAUUCCAGUGUGAUCAAUGUGGCACAAUCUUCACUCGAAAAGGCAAUUUGAAUACGCACAUGAAGUCUGUUCAUGGAAAUGAACGAUUCCAGUGUGAUGAAUGUGGCACAAUCUUCACUCGAAAAGGCAAUUUGAAUACGCACAUGAAGUCUGUUCAUGGAAAUGAACGAUUCCAGUGUGAUCAAUGUGGGGCAAACUUCACUCAAAAAGGACAUUUGAAUACGCACAUGAAGUCUGUUCAUGGAAAUGAACGAUUCCAGUGUGAUCAAUGUGGAACAAACUUCACUCAAAAAGGCAAUUUGAAUACGCACAUGAAGUCUGUUCAUGGAAGAAAAAGCGAGAAACACAUUGAAAAAUCAACACUUUAA
Messenger RNA from Schistosoma turkestanicum, 1494 nucleotides. The record is from the annotation of a GenBank genome assembly. NCBI's taxonomy places the organism in Eukaryota, Metazoa, Platyhelminthes, Trematoda, Strigeidida, Schistosomatidae.